Schistosoma curassoni is the source of this 2163-nucleotide messenger RNA. Lineage: Eukaryota; Metazoa; Platyhelminthes; Trematoda; Strigeidida; Schistosomatidae. The record is from the annotation of a GenBank genome assembly.
AUGUAUUUUAAGCCUUCAUCAAUACAAAAAUGCAAACAUUUGAUAGUAUUUAUAUUAUUAUCUUUAUUAUUUCAACCAAUCUUACAAUCAAUGUUAUUUUUUAAUUCAAAUGUAUAUUAUGUAACUGGUCGGAUUGUAAAUAAACCAUAUAAAUUCAAUUAUCAAUUCAAUAAAUUCUUUUCCAGUAGUAUAAAGUCAAGUACUAUGUUCUAUCAACCUUUAAUAAUUCCAUUUAUUUCAAAAUUGGAUUAUAAUAGUGAAUUGAAACGAAGACAAAUAAGAAGUAUGCCAAUUAGAUCAUUCAUUACGUCAAAUAAAUGUCCACAAAGUACUUCGAAACAAAAAAAUACAUUCCUAUGGAAAAUUUCCACUAAGCCAACUUCAUUCCUUUUUGGUACAUUACAUGUAGCUUAUACACAUGUUUGGUCACAAAUUGAUCCUGUAGUAAAAACAAGUUUUGCUCAAUCAGAUAUUGUCUAUUUUGAACUAGAUUUAACUAAUCCCGUUACAUUAGCUGAAUUGAGUGAUUGCCAAGUGUUACCUAAAAAUCAAACAAUCACAAAUCUACUUAAACCAGACUUAAUUAAACGUUUAGAUCGAUAUUUAAAUAACCUUCGUCAUAUGAUUAAUGUAUGGAUUGAACCUGAAAAAAAAGUUUUCGCAUCAUAUCUAUAUGAGACAUUGACAAAAGAUUGGAAAGAAAAAAGACCUAUAUGGCUUUUAUUAUUAUUAAAUAGUUUGACAAGAAGUGAAAUAUUCGAUCGAGGUGUACCCGUACUGGAUUUAUUUCUAGCACAAGAAGCCCAACGACUAGGUAAACAACAUGGUGCAGUGGAACAAGUAAAUGACCAAUGUGAACCAUUAAAUCGAAUAAAUGUUCAUCAGGUAACAUUUGCACUUGAAAUAACAUUGAAUAAUUUAGAAAAUGCUAAUCACCCUAUGACACAUUUGACUAACUAUUUUAACAACGUUAAUCAUAACGAUCGUGUGAGUAGUCAUGAUAGCAGUAGCAAUAAUAAAUACCCAUCAAACACGAAAGUUUUAUUCAAUACAUGGAAUGAACAAAUAAAUGAUACAUUAAUUACUAAUCAAAAACGUGGACCGAUUCAACAAACAGAUGUAUUCAGUAGUCCAACAGAACGAUUAAUUGAACAUUAUAAUUGCGGUGAUUUGAAUGAAACAUUAUCUAGAAUGUCUUUAACCCAAACUACACCAUCAGAUUCUGUGUUAUUGUCAACUUCGUCGUCAGAUUACACUACAACAAUGAAUGAAACAAACACAAUUUCUCCUAUUACUAUGAUUCGUAAAAACGCUACAAUACAACAACAUAAAUUUCCCAACAAGGUGAAUAACAUUUCGAAACCACAUAGUUAUCGUACCCAAUCAUCACCAUCAUCACAAUCAACAUCAAGUUACUUCAUUGACAAAGAAAUAGCAAACUUGUUAAGCCCAAGUCAAGUUCAAACGCUUAUUGAUUUGGAGAAGUAUUUAAAUGAAGAACUGAUAGUUAGACGUAAUGAGCGAAUGGCUCAUGAGAUAAUCAGUAAAUUAAAACUUGCUGAAUCAUUAAAUCAAUCGGCAUUUUUUGCAUUAGGCGCAGCACAUUUUAUAGGAAGUGGAGAGACAAUUAUUGAUCAUUUACGUAAAGCUGGUUACAUCAUUAUUCCAGUUCCACAACAGAAUACAAUGAGAAGUGAAGUGAGAAUAAGUGAAAUUUCAGAAAAACCAUUAAAAUUUGAAAAAUUCAACAAAAUGUCGAAGAAACAAAUAGAACUAAACGAUGGCAUAUUUCCUAUUAGAGAACAAGAUGUCCCCGAAUUCCGGCCGAAAUACGUGAAAUUUGAUAACUCAUGGAUUAAAAUCGAAGACUUUAAACCAAGAACUUUGGUUAACUACAAUUAUAUAUCUACGUCUAAUAUGGUUAAACAAUCUUCCAAACUAUUUGCACUAGAAACAAAUGUGAAGUAUUCAACGACUAAACACAAACGACUUCAACAGCUACAACAUACCAAUAAGCACAAAUCAAAGAAUCAAAAAGGUUUACAAUUACUAGUUAGCGCUUCAAAUAGACUCCAUCAUACGUUAGCCAUUAGAACAAAGACAAACAUUAUCACGAACCAAUGUAUAUUAUUUUAUACAGCAUAUAUAUUAAAACUAUUCUAA